CUGAGGGUGCACUCGAUUCCACCAUCAAUGUCAUUGAUAAAGAUGAGAGGAAAGCUGACAGAGAGCUUCAGUCAACCAAGAAACUCAGUGGUUGCCCGUGGUGCAAGCAACAAAGGAUCAGUCACCACUGUGCUCUGGGUUCAAGCAGUUUCUGGUGGGAGAAUGAAUGCAGUCACGUCCUUCAGAUGCACCUCUACGGGUCCUGAUUUACACUGGAGAUAUCUCACAGAACAUGAUCCAAAGUGCAAAGGAAAGAAGAAACUGAAGAUUUCAGGCAGAGAUCUGGCAUCAGUCCCUGCACAGGUCUUUGGGCUGGACCAGCUGCAGGCCCUGGAGAUGAGUCCAGAACGAGAGAGCUGCCUGAGGUACCGCAUGGAGCUGCUGCCCUGCGAGAUCAGCCGCUUGAAGAACCUAACCCUCCUCUAUAUGGACUCCAAUAACCUGAAGAAAAUUCCUGCUGAAAUUGGUACCUUGAAGAACUUGGAGAGGCUGACGCUGAGCAACAACCACCUGAGCUCCCUGCCCCCAGAGAUGGGGACCCUGCAGCGGCUGCACAGCCUCCACCUGGCCAACAACAGCUUCACCCACCUGCCCGCAGCCCUCUGCCAGCUGAGCAGCCUCACCUUCCUGGACCUGAGCGACAACAAAAUACGCACCAUCCCCUCCAGCAUCCGGCAGCUGGAGAAACUGGAAACGUUGCUGCUGCUCUUCAACUCGCUGGAAAACCUGCCCGAGGAUGUCUGUCUUUUAAGGAAUCUGCACACACUUUGGCUGGGAAACAACCAUCUGCGAUCCCUUCCACCACGAUUUGGGGAGCUGGUCAACCUGGACUGGGGGUACAACUACUGUUCCUGCAAUUUCGAAGGGAAUCCACUAGAAAAUCCUCCCCCUGAAGUCUGUAGCAGAGGUUCCGAGGAGAUCAGAGACUAUUUCUUGUCGUUUCAUAGAGUACUGGCAGAAUAGAAG
Messenger RNA from Lagopus leucura (white-tailed ptarmigan), 966 nucleotides. Its product is annotated as leucine-rich repeat and IQ domain-containing protein 4-like. The record is from RefSeq and is a predicted model, not a curated record. The annotation marks the transcript as partial. The transcript has 2 exons. Gene Ontology annotation, molecular function: protein binding. Lineage: Eukaryota; Metazoa; Chordata; Aves; Galliformes; Phasianidae.